AUGCAUUUAACUUCCGAAUAUUAUAUUCAGAUGCUGCUGCAGUUUUCUUUGUAUUCUUUGGAAAAGUUAGAAGGAAGACAAAAGCGCUGCCCCAGCGCCUUCCUUUUCAAUUUCCUGCUCUACCCCUGGGCACACGUGGGGCUGCAGACCCUGGCGGGCCAGGCGCUGCUUAUCAGCCUAGGUGGCGGGCCGGGGGGCGCGGUGGCGCCGGGGGCGCUCGACCUAGCUCUGCAAUACGUACUGGCGCUCUACCACGGCCAAGUGUUCCUGAAGCGCUUCCUGCGUUUGCGGUACCCGCGGCCGCGCCAGCAGCAAACCAGGGACACACUACCAGCAGCCCCGGAUGCCCGAGUCCUUUUGGAGGCUGGUGACCGGCGACAAGGACCCUGCGGCCCCAAGGGCGAAGAAGGAACCCCUAGCCAGGGACUGCCAGACCUCCUCCGCUUCCUUUUCUUCGGAAUGCAUGGCUUUUUGGAUGAGAUCUUCUUCACCUUCUUCUUCAAUGUUCUGGGGCAGGGGGACGGGACCAGCAGUGGGCACACAUCUCUCUGGUCCUUCUUCAUGUAUGGCAGUUGUAGCUUUGUGGUGGAAAAACUCUACUUCCACCUUCACUACAGCCGUGGUUGGGGCACCUGGAAGCGGGUGCCCAUCUAUGUGAUCUUUAUCUAUGCUUGGGAGUUGUCCUGGGGUCUGGGACUUCGCAUGUGUGGGGCCUGUUCUUGGGACUAUUCUCACUAUCCGCUCAAUUUCAUGGGCCUCAUCACCUUGAUGUAUUUGCCUGGUUGGCUAUUCCUUAGUGUGUACCAAGACCUACUUUCCAACGUGUUGUGGCGGGUGCAGUAUGUCCCAACGAACUAA
This is a messenger RNA of Cricetulus griseus (Chinese hamster), 858 nucleotides long. The record is from RefSeq and is a predicted model, not a curated record. NCBI's taxonomy places the organism in Eukaryota, Metazoa, Chordata, Mammalia, Rodentia, Cricetidae.